Messenger RNA from Prunus armeniaca (apricot), 1065 nucleotides. Lineage: Eukaryota; Viridiplantae; Streptophyta; Magnoliopsida; Rosales; Rosaceae. The record is from the annotation of a GenBank genome assembly.
AUGGUUGUUGUCGUUCUUGUGGCAAUUGCGUCUCUGGAAAUCGUCUUUACCUGCAUUGAGGGAGGUUUUUCCUGGAACGAGAUGGAUGUUUGCAGUCCCUUGAAACCUGAUAGUAAACUGAAGCACAGGCCCUUAACUCCACUUAGAGUUGUGAGGGGUGUGAUAUGUUUAGUAGUGUUUCUCUCUACUGCUUUCAUGAUUCUUGUGUGCUUUGCGCCUAUCAUUGCUGUAAUUUUGCGCCUGUUGAGCAUACAUUGCAGCAGAAAAGCAAUAUCCCUCCUCUUUGGUAUUUGGCUGGCCUUGUGGCCCUUCCUAUUUGAAAAGAUCAAUGGGACCAAAGUGGUUUUUACUGGUGACACUGUGCCCCCGAAAGAACGCACUCUGCUCAUUGCCAAUCAUAAAACUGAGGUUGAUUGGAUGUACUUGUGGGAUCUUGCAUUGCGAAAAGGGUCCCUCGGCCACAUCAAAUAUGUCCUCAAGAGCAGCCUCAUGAAGCUGCCUGUCUUCGGUUGGGGCUUUCAUGUUUUGGAGUUUAUCCCUUUGAAGAGGAAGUGGGAAGUUGAUGAACCGGUUAUGCGCAAAUUGCUUUCGUCCUUUGCUGAUCCUGCAGACCCUCUGUGGCUCGCCAUUUUUCCUGAAGGAACUGAUUAUAAUGAAGAAAAAUGCAAAAAGAGUCAGAUAUUUGCUGCUGAAACUGGACUUCCUGUACUGUCACAUGUCCUGCUUCCAAGAACGAAAGGUUUUUGUGCUUGCUUGGAAGCUCUAAGAAGUUCUUUGGAUGCAGUUUAUGACUUGACAAUCGCAUACAAGAAUCAAUGCCCUUCAUUUAUGGACAAUGCGUUUGGCGUGGAUCCUUCAGAAGUUCACAUUCAUGUUCGCCGUAUCCCUAUUGAAGACAUCCCUGAGUCUAUCGCGGAUGCAGCUUCUUGGUUAACGGACACAUUCCAGCUCAAGGACAACUUACUCUCUGAUUUCAAUACUCGAGGCCAUUUCCCUAGUGAAGGAGGAGGAGGAGGAGGAGGCGAAGAGGAACUGUCCACAUUGAAGUGCUUGACCAAGAAGUGA